AUGUCUGUAGAAAAUGCUAAUGCGGGCUUAUGGAGCACUUUAGAACCAAAAUUGAGUCCUUUCAUUCUAGAAACCCUGGCCACCAUGGGAUUCACCGAAAUGACACCUGUACAAGCAGGAGCCAUUCCGUUGUUUAUGAAAAAUAAAGACGUAGUUGUUGAGGCUGUAACGGGUUCUGGUAAAACUCUUGCAUUUGUCAUUCCAAUUAUUGAAAAACUAGUUCAUCUAAAGAAAAGAUUUGCCAAAAAUGAGAUAGGUGCUUUAGUUAUAACACCUACAAGAGAAUUGGCCCAACAAAUUUCAUCAGUAUUUUCGAUAUUUCUUAAAGACUCUGUGAUACUAUUACCAAAGCAUGCACUCAUAACUGGAGGUACAAGUACACUUCAAGAUGAUAUUCGUUACAUUAAAGAAUUUGGACCGGAUAUUCUAAUAGGAACACCUGGACGACUAGAAGAUUUGCUGGUUGGUAGAGGAUCAGCAAAAAAUUAUGUUAAUACUAAAGAAUUAGAAAUAUUGGUAUUAGAUGAAGCCGAUAGAUUAUUUGAUAUGGGAUUUUCUCAAUCUCUAAAUAAUAUUAUUGCACAUCUGCCUAAACAAAGACGUACUGGAUUAUUUUCUGCAACGAUGACUGAUGGACUUGCAGAAGUUGUACGUGCUGGUUUAAGAAACCCGGUAAGGGUUAUGGUUAAAGUCGAAGAUCUUGUAUCUAAAGAUAUACAGCGAAUUCCUGCAACACUUCAAAUAGGAUACAUCUUGUGUGAACCACAUCAGAAAUUAUCACAGAUUUUACGACUGUUAACGCGUGAGACAAUUGCAAAAAAAUAUAUGAUUUAUUUUGCAACGUGUGCGUGUGUUGAUUACUUUUUUAAGAUAUUCUCAAAAUUACCACAACUGAAGGGUAUUUCAAUUUAUUCACUUCAUGGAAAAAUGGAUACAAAAAGACGAACAGCAACUUAUCAGGCAUUUCUGAACCUUCCAUCAACGUCGUCAGCACUUCUUUUGUGUACAGAUGUUGCUGCGCGAGGGCUAGACGUGCCUGAUGUGGAUGUUGUGAUACAAAUGGACCCUCCUCAAGACCCUAAAGUUUUUGCUCAUCGAUGCGGUAGAACUGCACGAGCAGGGAAGGAGGGGUCAUCGAUUAAAUGUCUUCAUAAUUUACGACUUAAUGUAUUGCGAAUUUUUAUGCCAGAUUUCUUAAAAAUCCGUAAAAUUCCUUUACAGCAAUUGGCGUAUAUUUUACCUGGUGAUGACAAAUUCAGCACCAAUUCUCUAGCAGUAAAUGAUGAUUCAAUAUCACAAGAUCCUGUUAUUGACGAUGAUAAUGAGGCUUUCUUGGAACAAGUUCGAAACAUUGUUUUGAAGGACAGAGAAUUGCAUGACAAGGGGACUAAAGCCUUCGUGUCAUAUGUUCGUUCAUAUUCCAAGCACGAAGCAAAUUAUAUUUUUCGAUUAAAGGAUUUAGAUUUGAGAAAAGUGGCGAAAGGUUAUUGUUUAUUGAGACUACCUAAAAUGCCAGAAUUAAAAGAUAUCAAGGUUGAAUUCGAGGAUACUAGUAUAAAUAUGGACGGAUAUAGAUAUGCAAACAAAGCACGUGAGCAAAAAAGACUGUUAAAAUUAGAAAGUGAUAAAGCAAAAUUGAAUGACCAGCAAGUUAGUCGUCAAAAAAAAGUAUUUAAAGGUCCGUGGUCGGAAAAAGUAGCCGCCAAACAACGCAGGAUUGAACGAAGAAUCAAAAGAUCAAAAAAGAAAGAAAAUUUAAAAAAGCGAAAGGCCGAAGAGAUGAAUGGACCAUCCGUGGAUAUCAACCAAAAUAAGGAUGUAAGAAGCUAUUCUGAAGAUGAAUGGGAAGAAUUACAAAAAGAGGAAAGGUUGGCGAAGAAGCUCAGAAAGGGCCUAAUUAAUCAAGAAGAUUUCGAAAAAGAAACGGGCUUAAGGAUUGGUGAUGAAGUAGAUGCAUGA
Cetraspora pellucida is the source of this 1959-nucleotide messenger RNA. Lineage: Eukaryota; Fungi; Glomeromycota; Glomeromycetes; Diversisporales; Gigasporaceae. The record is from the annotation of a GenBank genome assembly.